Branchiostoma belcheri (Belcher's lancelet) is the source of this 986-nucleotide messenger RNA. RefSeq lists its product as uncharacterized. NCBI's taxonomy places the organism in Eukaryota, Metazoa, Chordata, Leptocardii, Amphioxiformes, Branchiostomatidae. The record is from RefSeq and is a predicted model, not a curated record. Bases 84 to 398 code for a protein of 104 amino acids. The transcript is spliced from 2 exons.
UGGUCAAUAUGGGUUUAAUUUCUGUGAAAGCCAGAUGUUUAUAAUUGGAGGCGCCUAAUUCAAGUAGAAUUUGUUUUGCAGACAUGAAUUAUUGUUCCGGCGCUGUAGCCGGAGCUGCAGUUGGCUGUUUUACCGGCGGGUUACUGGUAGGGGGCGCUGCAGUGUUCAUGUUCCUACGUUUCAGGACGGCAAAGAAUGGCGGGGAAAAAGACGUUGGUAACUUCGCUGACAGACAGUAUGAGAACGUGCCACAUCCAAAUCAAAGGGUGACGUCACAACGACCCGGAAGCGGAAGUGACGAGUACGAAGUUCCCAUGGAAACCGUCCAACCACCCCAACCCAGUGACGACUACCAGGAGCUGAGGCCUGCUGUCUACCAGAGUCUGCAGAGACAAUGAAUUGUGGACCCAAUGUACUAAUUACUCCAUUUCAUAUAUUAUGAAGUUUAUUGAAAAUUCCUGCCCGAAGGCUAAUUGCAAAAAACACGGACAAAGAAACACUGAAACAAAAUAACUACAAAGUCUACAUAAUAAAUGGUAAUUGUUUGAAACUAAAGUUAUGUCUAAAACUAUGCCUGAAGAGCUUUACUUCUCUUUUGUAAACCACGGAAAACAUGAUACCUGCAGUGUUGGAUUGAUUGAUUGAUUGAUUAAUUGAUUAAUUAAUUGAUUAAUCAACCAAUUGAUUUGUUGAUCAAGUGGUUUCAUGAUUGAUUGAUAUAAUUUGUUUGCUAAUAACUUUUAUCAUGGGAGAAUGCCUUGUUCAUAAAUUUUUAUCAAUUGGUUACAUUUUUAUCUACAUAUUGAUGGAUUUUAGUGUACGUUUUUCAAUUGUACCAGGAUAUGCGUAUACAAAUGUAUAAGUUGGUAAUGGCGUCCUCUUCAGUGGCUUAGAGGCAGCAGUUCUAGCUGUGUAGUUGGUUUGCACAUGUACAUAAAGGUUACUUAUAGUUAACCUAAUAUUUUUGCACACAUGGAUUUGUUGAU